Messenger RNA from Salvia splendens (bonfire salvia), 696 nucleotides. RefSeq lists its product as uncharacterized. The transcript has 2 exons. NCBI's taxonomy places the organism in Eukaryota, Viridiplantae, Streptophyta, Magnoliopsida, Lamiales, Lamiaceae. The coding region runs from base 1 to 696 and encodes 231 amino acids. The record is from RefSeq and is a predicted model, not a curated record.
AUGGCGAAUUCCAAAGUGAGCAUGAAGCUGCUUAUAGACAACAGCAAAGUGAGACGCGUGUUGUUCGCGGAGGCCAGCAAAGACUGCGUUGAUUUCCUCUUCCACAUACUAUCUCUGCCAGUUGCCACCGUCAUUCGCUUGCUGAGAGCGGAAGGAAUGAAAGGCUCUCUUCCUAACCUCUACAAAAGCUUAGAAGAUCUCAACGACACCUACUUACUGCCUAACCACAGCAAGGACGCCUUUCUGAAACCUGUGGUGCCCGUCUCCACUUCCACACUUCCGCUUCUGGCCCUUCCUGCUGCUCCCACGACUCAGAAGAACUUUUACAGAUGCAGCGGUUGUAACAAUAACAGUUAUAAUAGCAGCUACAAACAUGUUUCUGAUGACCCACGUGCCACUUGUCCUUCAUGCUCCCGGGUUAUGAACAUAAGUGUGGCCUAUGUGGAUCCUCCUGCCACGGAAGUGGCGUCGAAAGAGGGCGGUUUGGUGAAGGGGGUCGUGACUUACAUGGUGAUGGACGAUUUGAAGAUCAAGCCAAUGUCUACAAUCUCCAGCAUUACGAUGCUCAAUAAGUUUAAUGUGAAGGAGGUCGGUUCUUUGGAGGAAAAGGUUGUCGAUCUGGGGAUGAACGAGGCUAUUAAGUUGUUGAAGACUUCGUUUGAGACUAACAACGUUCUUACAACCAUCUUCUGUUAG